AUGAGUUGGAAAUGGGAGCUGGUUAAUUCGUUGUUUAAUGAGUGUGAUAAAGGUUUAAUUGCACAAAUUCCAAUGCUAAGUCGUAGGCAGGAGGAUGGUUGGCAGUGGGUACACAAAAGGAAAGGUUUAUAUUCAGUUAAAAGUGCCUAUCAGUUCCUUACUCGACAUUUACAUGGGCAUGAGCAAGUGUUUGUAGUAGAACUCUGGAGAAAACUCUGGAGUCUUAAAAUUCCACCUAAAGUUCGAAAUCUAGUUUUGCAUAUCUGUAAUCAUUGUAUUCCAACUAAACUGGAGUUGCAGCCUAGACAAAUAGAUAUUGAGCUGGUCUGCGCUUUGUGCCGAGCAGAGGCAGAGUCCCUGGAGCAUGUCUUUCUGUUUUGUCCUUUUGCUAGAGAUUUGUGGGCUAGUUGUAUUUCAACUCUAUUACCUGUUUUUGUGCAACUAACACUUCAUUGGCUUUGUCAGGUCUUCUCAACACUAUCAGUAGAGGACUGUCAGAUGUGUUGCAUGGCUCGGUUGGAGGGUUCUGCUCAAUGUGCUUCGCAUUUGUCUGUGGGUAAGUGGCAACGUCCUCUAAUAGGGAUGAUGAAGUGUAAUGUGGAUGCUGCGUUGUUGGCAGCUAUGCAUAGUACUAAUAUUGAAGCAAAUUAUUUUGGGAUGGUCGUAGAAGAGCAUCGUGGUUUGUUGGAAGAGCUAGAUGGUUGCUCAAUCGGAUUUGCUAAAAGAUUAGUGAAUACCGUUGCUCACUUGUUGGCUACAAUAGUCCAUUCUGAGUUUGGUCCGAAGGGGUGA
Molecule: messenger RNA, 792 nt
Organism: Hevea brasiliensis (rubber tree)
Lineage: Eukaryota; Viridiplantae; Streptophyta; Magnoliopsida; Malpighiales; Euphorbiaceae
Exons: 3
Coding region: 1-792 (263 amino acids)
Source: RefSeq, a predicted model, not a curated record